Molecule: messenger RNA, 865 nt
Organism: Saitoella complicata NRRL Y-17804
Lineage: Eukaryota; Fungi; Ascomycota; Saitoellomycetes; Saitoellales; Saitoellaceae
Exons: 4
Coding region: 68-847 (259 amino acids)
Biological process (GO): peroxisome fission; regulation of peroxisome size
Cellular component (GO): peroxisomal membrane
Source: RefSeq, a predicted model, not a curated record
CCGCGAUAAACUUUUGGGGAUCAACACAAACGGGAAUCCAACCCAAUCCAAUCAACUCACAGCUGUAAUGACAAUGAAAGGAGACGAACUCGCGAUCUUCCGCAAGAUGCUCACCGUCACCGACGGCCGAGACAAGACCCUGAAAUGUAUCCAAUACUUCUGCAAGCUCCUCGUCUGGGCAUUCCUUAACAGACCAGGGAAUAAGACAAGUAAUCGUCUUUUGUUGCGCGAUAGCCUCAAGCCACUCAUUACCCAGCUGUCCACUACGCGAAAGGUUAUCCGGUUAGGACAUGUGUUGGAACCUAUCUCCGAACUGAGUGAUAUUUUGCGUGCUUUCAAAUCAUAUCAACUUAAUGAGAAGGACGCGGGCUCAAAGCGGAACCCGCUCCUGACAUUGGCAUUCGUGCACACCCUCCUAAGCAUCUCGAACGACGUCCUGGACGACAUCUACUGUCUCGGCCGCGUCGGCGUAUUCAGAAAGGAAGUCAGAGACUGGGCGGACAUCUGGGCGAACCGAGCAUGGUUCACUGGUACUUUGUUCGAUCUACGACUGAACUUCCAUUCACAAGCGAAGUUGGCGGCGAAGGUCGAGGCGAAGAGACAGAUAUUGAUGGAGCAGAAAGUUAGUGAUGAGGAGUAUUCGAAGCAGAUGGGUGCGUUGCAGAAUGAGCUGUUUUGGGUGAGGAUGAGUGGGUACAAGUUACUCUGUGAUUGUGGAUUCUCGGCAUACGAUGUUUUCCACUGGAAGUUCACAGAGGGUUACCAACAUUCUCUGGGAUUCAUGUCCGGAGUCCUGAGCUUCAGCAAGAUCUUCGCAAAGACGACAAAGGCUGUGCGGGCACAGUAAUAUUCCUAGAUCCUGGGU